UUUCAGCCUACAAGGAGAAAAUGAAGGAGCUGUCUCUGCUCUCCCUCAUCUGCUCCUGUUUCCACACCCAGCCCCAUCCUAAUACCAUCUACCAGUAUGGAGAUAUGGAGGUGAAGCAGCUGGAUAAGAGGGCAUCAGGCCAGAGCUUUGAGGUGAUCCUGAAGUCCCCUUCAGAUUUAUCUCCCGAGAGCCCGAUCCUUUCCUCCCCCCCCAAGAAGAAGGACCUCUCCCUGGAGGAGCUGCAGAGGAGGCUGGAGGCUGCAGAAGAGAGGAGGAAGACCCAGGAGGCGCAGGUGCUGAAGCAGCUGGCGGAGAAGCGGGAACACGAGCGGGAGGUGCUGCACAAGGCGCUGGAGGAGAACAACAACUUCAGCCGCCUGGCCGAGGAGAAGCUCAACUACAAGAUGGAGCUGAGCAGGGAGAUCCGCGAAGCACAUCUGGCCGCCUUGAGGGAGCGGCUCCGCGAGAAGGAACUGCACGCGGCUGAAGUUCGCAGGAACAAGGAACAGCGGGAGGAGAUCUCUGGAUAAAGGGCUUUUCUACACAUCUAGCACCUGAUUCCUGUUAACAAACCAACCAAUCGACCAACCCACACAUUUUAUUUUGUUUGUCUAGAUGCGACAUUCGGUUCUCCAUCCCCCCCUUCCCCGGUGUUUGUCCCCCAGCUACACGCUUCUCUAUCUCUGCAUCCUUAAUCGUCAGUACUUGUGGGGAUUCACAGAUCAUAGGGACCUCUAAGCAGAAUAGCAACUAGUUCACAUGAAAUAGAGAAUUGAUCAGUCAAUCAAACAGCUUCUUUGGAGGGUUUUGUCCUUUUUUAAAAAAAUAUUUCUUAAACUGAUGUAAAA
Charadrius vociferus (killdeer) is the source of this 848-nucleotide messenger RNA. RefSeq names its product stathmin-like 3 (gene STMN3). The transcript has 4 exons. Bases 21 to 530 code for a protein of 169 amino acids. Gene Ontology annotation, biological process: neuron projection development; microtubule depolymerization; regulation of microtubule polymerization or depolymerization. Gene Ontology annotation, molecular function: tubulin binding. Lineage: Eukaryota; Metazoa; Chordata; Aves; Charadriiformes; Charadriidae. The record is from RefSeq and is a predicted model, not a curated record. Gene Ontology annotation, cellular component: neuron projection; cytoplasm.